Messenger RNA from Anneissia japonica, 3739 nucleotides. RefSeq names its product neurogenic locus notch homolog protein 1-like. Lineage: Eukaryota; Metazoa; Echinodermata; Crinoidea; Comatulida; Comatulidae. The annotation marks the transcript as partial. The record is from RefSeq and is a predicted model, not a curated record. The transcript has a single exon.
GCAUAGAGACCUCGGUAUUAUGCGCUAAAUAAAUUCCACUACAUACAUAGGCCUACAUAUAUUUUUGUGAUUAUCACUGGAUGGAUAAAUAAUUACAGCUUCCUGCAUAGACUAUACAAAUAAUGACUGCAGUUUAGACCGUCAAAACUUUAUCAAGUAUACCGUAUCCACAACAGUAGAAAAUGGCUGACAAAAAGGUGGCAGGUGUAGUUGUUGGUAUAUUUGUUUGUUGUUGUGUGGGUCUACUAGCUGGUUAUUUCCUAGGUAGGGAAAUACACUUUCGUCCUCCGGUUGAUUGUAAAUGGCAAAACUGGACUCAAUGGAGUGAAUGUUCUCAACAAUGUGGUGUAAAUGAAACACAACAUAGAAAUAGAUCGUACUCGACACAAGCAGAGUAUGGAGGAAUUGACUGCUAUGGAGAGCAUUUUGAGAAACGUAGGUGCAACGUAUUGUGUUAUAAUGGAGGUACUACCCUGUCGGAACGAAACGGCUGUAAAUGUAAACGUGGAUUUACUGGGAAGUGCUGCGAAUGUGAAGUAAAAGAUUGCAAAAUGAGCCAGUGGAGUGACUGGUCAACGUGUUCGCGUGAAUGUGGUUCUCUCGGAACAAGGUUCAGGACUCGCAAUAUUGACCAGACUCCAGAAUGUGGUGGAACUGCAUGUACAUCGUCACUGACUGAACAGCAGCCAUGUAAUCGAAUUUGCUACAAUAGUGGUAGGAUAGAAGACGGCAUCUGCAAGUGUCCAUCCGGAUAUAGGGGACAAUGCUGUGAGUGUAAAAUAAAACACUGUGAAUUGACUCAAUGGAGCGAUUGGUCACCAUGCUCGCAUGCUUGUGGACCUUUGGGGACACGCUAUAAACUUCGAGAUAUCCAACAGUCACCAGAAUGCGGUGGAAGAAAAUGUCCAUCUGUUUUUUCCGAGCAACAACCAUGUAAUCGAAAGUGCUACAACGGAGGAACGUUGAUCGGUUCAGGCAGAGGCUGCAGAUGUCCAAAUGGGUUUGGUGGUCAGUGUUGUGAUGUUAAUGUGCAGGACUGUGCUAUGAUUCCAUGGAGCCAGUGGUCAUCUUGCUCACAUACGUGUGGUCCGCUAGGAAAACGGUUUAGAAUACGUGAUAUUGAUCGAUCGACUGUAUGUGAGCAGACUAUGUUCCCUUCUGAGUUGUCAGAGGAGCAGUCAUGUAAUCGAAUUUGUCAGAACGGAGGAACACUUUCUGAAAGGCGUUGUAAUUGUCCAAUCGGAUACAGUGGCAUUUGUUGUGAAUGCAGGACACAAGACUGUGUCAUUACUUCUUGGAGCGACUGGUCAACGUGUUCGGAAAGGUGUGGUGAUCUUGGAACGAGAUUCAGAACGCGUGUGGUAGAUAAGUUUCCAGAAUGUGGAGGAAUUGCAUGUACGUCUGUCUUAGCACAACAGCAACCAUGUAAUAAAAUUUGUUUCAACGGAGGCAGUUUAAUUGCUCUAGUAAAAGAUUGCAGAUGCCCUGAUGGAUUCGGUGGUCAGUGCUGUGAUAUCAGUGUACAAGACUGUGCCAUGAUUCCUUGGAGCCAGUGGUCACCAUGCUCACAUACUUGUGGUCCGCUAGGGAAACAGUUUAGAACACGUGACAUCGACAGAUCGUCUGUGUGUGGCCAGUCUAUGUUUCCUUCUUUAUUGUCAGAGGAAAAGUCGUGUAAUCAAGUUUGUUUGAAUAGAGGGACACUUUCCGAAAAUCGUUGUGAUUGUCCAGUUGGAUACAACGGCCAAUGCUGUGAAUGUAAGAUACAAAAUUGUAUCAUGAAUGCUUGGAGCGAAUGGUCAACGUGUUCUCAGAUGUGUGGUGCUUUUGGAAAGAGAUUUAGAACUCGUGAUAUAAAUCAGUUUCAAGAAUGUGGGGGAGCUACAUGUACGUCUGCUCUAACUGAACAACAGACAUGUAACCGAAUUUGUUUUAACGGUGGUACACUUUUGCCUGGUAGCUGCAAUUGUCCAUCUGGUUUUACUGGAAAAUGUUGCGAAUGUAAAAUAAAACAUUGUGAAAUGACUGAAUGGAAUGAAUGGUCACCAUGUUCACAUUCAUGUGGACCUAUAGGAACACAGUUUAGAGUUCGCGAAAUGUUACAGUCACCAGAGUGUGGUGGAAGAACAUGCCCAUCUGCCAUUUCCGAACAACAGCCAUGCAACCAAAUGUGCUACAAUGGAGGCAGUUUGGUUGCUUCAGAGAAAAGUUGCAGAUGCCCCGAUGGAUUCUCUGGUCAGUGUUGUGAUGUUAGACUACAAGAUUGUGCUAUGAGUCCAUGGAGCCAGUGGUCUCCUUGCUCACACUCUUGUGGCCCCCUUGGAAAGCAGUUUAGGACACGUGAUAUUGAUCGAUCGUCUUCGUGUGGACAGACCAAGUUUCCUUCUUUGUUAUCAGAGGAGCAGUCAUGUAAUCAAAUUUGUUUUAAUAGAGGGGCACUUUCCAAAUCCCGUUGUAAUUGUCCAAACGGAUACAGUGGAACUUGUUGUGAAUGCAAGGUAAAAGACUGCGUCAUGAAUGCCUGGAGCGAAUGGUCAACGUGUUCUGAGAUGUGUGGUGCUUUUGGAAAGAGAUUUAGAACUCGUGAUAUAAAUCAGAUUCCAGAAUGUGGGGGAGCUGCGUGUACGUCUGUCCUAACAGAACAACAGCCAUGCAAUCGAAUUUGUUUCAACGGUGGUGCAGUUUGGCCUGGCACCUGCAAUUGUCCAUCUGGUUUUACAGGAAAAUGUUGCGAAUGUAAAAUAAAACAUUGUGAAAUGACUGAAUGGAAUGAAUGGUCACCAUGUUCGCAUGCGUGUGGACCGUUAGGAACACAAUUUAGAGUUCGCGAAAUUUUACAGUCACCAGAGUGCGGUGGAAGGACAUGCCCAUUUGCCAUUUCCGAACAACAGCCAUGCAAUCAAAUGUGUUACAAUGGAGGAAGUUUGGUUCCUUCAGAGAAAAGUUGCAAAUGUCCAGAUGGAUUCACUGGUCAUUGUUGUAAUGUUAAAUUACAAGACUGUGCUAUGAUUACGUGGAGCCAGUGGUCAUCCUGCUCACAUACUUGUGGUCCGUUAGGAAAACAGUUUAGAACACGUGACAUCGACAGAUCGUCUGUGUGUGGACAGACUAUGUUUCCUUCUUUAUUGUCAGAGGAAAAGUCGUGUAAUCAAUUUUGUUUGAACAGAGGGACAAUUUCUGAAAGUCGUUGUGAUUGUCCAGUUGGAUACAGUGGCCAAUGCUGUGAAUGCAAGAUACAAGACUGUGUCAUGAGUGUUUGGAGCGAAUGGUCAGCUUGUUCGAAAAAAUGCGGACCUCUAGGUAAACAGUUUAGAACACGCAAUGUUAUUAAGGAACCGGCCUGUGGUAGAGAUGCCUGCCCCAUUAACCUUACUGAUCAAAGAGUAUGCAAUCAGUUCUGCUACAACAGCGGAAUUCGGAAAACACAGGAGGACACAUGCAGCUGCCAAGAAGGGUUUAGUGGCGAUUGCUGUGAAUGUGAAAAUGUUGACUGCAGUCUUAGUGAAUGGAGUGAUUGGUCGUCAUGUCAAAAUGCAACGCGCCAGAUUAGAUCACGUGACCUUGUAAAGUACGCAAAGUGUGCAGGUAAACGAUGUGAUGGGUCGUUAACCGAUGAGCGUUCGUGCGCAGCCUUACUGAAGACCAAUGUCCUAGUUUCAAAAGCGGGAAUUGGAGUAUUUGGUGGGUACGCUGUACUUGUUACAUAUAUGUUUGGUAUGGCAGUACUAUAUUUCUUUAG